Messenger RNA from Emericellopsis cladophorae, 2163 nucleotides. RefSeq lists its product as uncharacterized. The coding region runs from base 1 to 2163 and encodes 720 amino acids. Gene Ontology annotation, molecular function: ATP hydrolysis activity; ATP binding; misfolded protein binding. Gene Ontology annotation, cellular component: cytosol; plasma membrane; cytoplasm. The record is from RefSeq and is a predicted model, not a curated record. The transcript has 7 exons. Gene Ontology annotation, biological process: vesicle-mediated transport; protein refolding; cellular response to unfolded protein. Lineage: Eukaryota; Fungi; Ascomycota; Sordariomycetes; Hypocreales; Bionectriaceae.
AUGGCGGACGAAGUGUACGACGGUGCCAUUGGCAUUGAUCUGGGUACCACCUACUCCUGCGUUGCCACGUACGAGGGUACCAAUGUCGAGAUCAUUGCCAACGAGCAGGGUUCUUUCACCACCCCUUCUUUCGUCUCCUUCACCGACAAGGAGCGUCUGAUCGGUGAGGCUGCCAAGAACAAUGCCGCCAUGAACCCCAAGAACACCGUCUUCGAUGCCAAGCGUCUGAUCGGACGUCGGUUCGAUGACCCAACUGUCAAGAAGGAUAUUGAGUCGUGGCCCUUCACGAUUAUCGAUGACAACGGCAGCCCCAAGAUCGAAGUCGAGUACCUCGGCGAGAAGAAGAGCUUCUCCGCCCAGGAGAUCUCCGCCAUGGUCCUGAUGAAGGAGAUUGCUGAGACCAAGCUCGGCAAGAAGGUGGAGAAGGCCGUUAUCACCGUCCCGGCCUACUUCAACGACAACCAGCGCCAGGCCACCAAGGACGCCGGUGCCAUCUCUGGCCUCAACGUCCUCCGUAUCAUCAACGAGCCCACUGCUGCCGCCAUUGCCUACGGUCUCGGCUCCAACAAGUCCGAGAAGGAGCGUAACGUCCUGAUCUACGAUCUUGGUGGUGGUACCUUCGAUGUCUCCCUGCUCAACAUCCAGGGUGGCGUCUUCACCGUCAAGGCUACUGCCGGUGAUACUCACUUGGGUGGACAGGACUUCGACACAAACCUCCUUGAUUUUUGCAAGAAAAAUUUCACUCGCCAAACGAAGAAAGAAGACUUUCCCAAAGUGCGAACCCUCAUCUGGGUUGAAGCAUUCUUCUCAGGCCUGUUCUUUGCAAUGCGCUCUCGAGAACUCUCCUACGGCCUCGCUCAUGACGGGAAUAACGAUCUCAACUUCACCAAAGAGCAGCUACUUGAGAUUGCAGCUGCAACCAAAAAGAAGCGCCAGGAUUUGAAUAAGGAGUAUCGCAAAAAGAACCCCCCCCCCAAGAAAGCGUCACAAGAACCCAACCGUCAAUACUGGGUCCGCACCAAGGACAAAGCCAACGCUAGAAAGAAGAACGACAUGGACAACAAGAAACACUACUGUAUCAUCGACAUCACUGGCGACGCCCGCGCCCUCCGCCGUCUCCGUACCGCUUGCGAGCGUGCCAAGCGUACCCUGUCCAGCGGUGCCCAGGCCACCAUUGAGAUCGACUCUCUCUUCGAGGGCGAGGACUUCACUAUGACCAUCACCCGUGCCCGCUUCGAGGAGCUCAACGCCAAGGCCUUCUCCGGCACCCUCGAGCCUGUCGCCCAGGUCCUUAAGGACUCGGGUGUCGAGAAGUCGGCUGUCGACGAGGUCGUCCUCGUCGGUGGCUCCACCCGUAUCCCCCGCAUCCAGAAGCUCCUGUCCGAGUUUUUUGACGGCAAGAAGCUCGAGAAGAGCAUCAACCCUGACGAGGCCGUCGCCUACGGUGCCGCCGUCCAGGCCGGUAUCCUCUCCGGCAAGGCCACCUCGGCCGAGACCUCGGACCUCCUCCUCCUCGACGUGUGCCCCCUGUCCCUGGGUGUCGCCAUGGAGGGCAACAUCUUCGCCCCCGUCGUGCCCCGUGGCAACACCGUUCCAUGCCUGAAGAAGAGGACCUUCACCACCGUCGCCGACAACCAGCAGACCGUCCAGUUCCCCGUCUACCAGGGUGAGCGUGUCAACUGCGAGGACAACACCUCCCUGGGUGAGUUCACCCUCGCGCCCAUCCCCCCCAUGCGCGCCGGCGAGGCUGUCCUCGAGUGUGUGUUCGAGGUCGACGUCAACGGUAUCCUCAAGGUCACCGCCACCGAGAAAACCUCGGGCCGCAGCGCCAACAUCACCAUCAGCAACUCGGUCGGCAAGCUCUCGUCGGCCGAGAUUGACAAGAUGGUCAAUGACGCCGAGAACUUCAAGGCCAACGACGAGGCCUUUGGCAAGCGUUUCGAGGCCAAGCAGUCCCUCGAGAACUACGUCUCCCGCGUCGAGGAGAUUGUCUCGGACCCCACCCUCUCCCUCAAGCUCAAGCGCGGCCAGAAGGAGAAGAUUGAGUCCACCAUCUCCGACGCCAUGGGCGCCCUCGAGAUCUCCGACAGCACCGCCGAGGAUCUCAAGAAGCAGGAGCUCGCCCUCAAGCGCCUUGUCACCAAGGCCAUGUCCUCGCGAUAA